AUGAACCACCGCGACGGCGACGCCUUUGACCGCGUCCACCCGGACCUUAUCGAUCUCAUGCUUCGGGUUAAUAUCGACCCGCCUAUAGACCCCCCCUCUGAGGACGCCAUGGCUCGGAGUAUAUAUCUGGCUAUUCAAAUGGCGGAUGAACUUGAGCAGGUUGACUUGGUAGAGAGGAUCAUCCCCGAGGAGGAGCUUGCAGCUGAGCGACUUGCAGAGGGAGACUUUCUCAAUCUCGACCACCGGAUUACACUCGAUGAGGUGGAGAGAUUGGCUGCGCUUCGAGCGACGCCUGAACCUGAAAGACAGGUUGAGCGACUGCGUGGUAACCUUGGAGAGUGCAUCAUCUGUGGUGAGGGGGGACAUGUCAGAGUCCCUUGCAACUGCGUAUACUGCUAUCCUUGUCUCCGCGAGUUGAUCCGACGAGGUCUCGCUGGUCUUACCGAGUUUCCUCCAAGAUGCUGUGUGCACUUUAGAGAGGAGACGAUUCGACUUGCACAGCGUCCAGCCCUGGUACAUCUUUUCCGCCAGCUGGAGGAGGAGAGCGAAGUCCCCUUACCGGACCGAUUAUACUGCCACGAUCCCCACUGCGCAGCAUUUAUUCCCCUGGACUGUCAUGGGGAGUGUCUCAUAUGCGAGCAGUUGACUUGUCAGCGCUGCGGAGGGCGAAAUCAUGGUAGACGGAGAUGUGAUGAGGGGGAGAUUGGGGAGGAUUUGUGCGUUGCUUGUCGAGCAGAGUUCUGUCUCAUUUGUGGUGAGCGCUGGAAGUCGUGCGACUGCGAGUUAUACGGAGGGCAUAAUCACAUGGUGCCGAUGCGACGUCGGCCUGGAAGGAAGCCGGAAAGGUACCGUCGGGCUCCGCGAAAUGUGGAAGCUGUUGAGCCUGCCCUAAGAAUUCCUCAGUUGCGGCCUCGAUACGGAGAAGAGGAUCGUGGUCCGAGAGUCACGGGGGUGAGAAGACGAACGAGACGUCUGGAGAGACUUCCCAUGAGAGAACACGAGCAUCGAGAGAGAAAUGAUGCGGAGCCGGGUCCUGCUCAUGAACAUCACCGUCGACAUCAUGGGCAUCGAGAGAGAGAAGAAGAGCAUGCAGGCCCUGCUCAUAGACAUCAUCAUCAUCGACACCGAGUAAGAGAGGAGGAAGCAGGUCCUGCUCAUAGAGAGCAUCGUCGACACCGGGCUCAAGAAGACGAAGAUGCAGGCCCUGCUUAUAGACGGCCUCAUGGUCUAUAUCAAGAAAGAGAUUACGCAGAGGCGGGUCCUGCUUAUGGACGGCAUCACCACCACCGAGAGAGAGAAGAAGAUCAGGUAGUCUAUGCUUAUAGGCGGGACCGUUGGGAUCAGGUGUACGAAAGACCUCAACCAGAGCUGGUCGAGCCUGAGCCGAUGCCUGACCUGGAUCUACCGCCCCCGGCAAUGGAGGCACCAGAACCACACCCACAAGAAGAACGGAUAGUGAGACUCCGCGACGUGGUUGAUUUCGCCCGACUACCCCCGCCUGACCCUACCAAUAUAUUUACGAGGAUGGAAGACGUUGCUGAACUCCUCCAUGAGGUGUACAUACCAGAAGGACAACAUCUUCAUGUGCCAAUGGACCGCCAACGGUGGGAUAUUUUCAGGAACAGGGAAGAUGUAGGUCCUCUUGUGGAUUUUGCAAUGCAUCAAGCACAUCCCCUCUGGGACUGGAGAUUUGCCCAGGCUGAAGCGUUGGGCCGCGCGGAGAGGAUACAUCAGUGGGCGCAGACCUUGCCUGGGUCGCCCUACCACCGCGGCCCUCGAGUAACAGUCGGCAAUCUCCUCUCAGAAGGAUGCCCCAACCGUGGUGGGAGUUCUUUCUCCUGCGCAACAACCACCUUUUGGCGAUUGCGAUUCGUGAGGUUAGAGCUGCAAGGAGAUUGCCUGAGCCGAAUGAUGAGGCUGUGA
Molecule: messenger RNA, 1923 nt
Organism: Fusarium vanettenii 77-13-4
Lineage: Eukaryota; Fungi; Ascomycota; Sordariomycetes; Hypocreales; Nectriaceae
Exons: 3
Coding region: 1-1923 (640 amino acids)
Source: RefSeq, a predicted model, not a curated record